CUUGAGCAACCACUGCACCUCGAAGUGGAAUGGCCCCGCCCGACUGCGGCUCUCUCCGAGCGGACGGGCCGCUGGGUCUAGCGUCAAAGCUGCAGGAUAUGUUGACGCGAGAGCAGGCCAGCCAUCGGGAGACGCAGCAUGAGCUGAAGAUUGAGCGAGCCGCCCACGACGACACGGCUGAGCGGCUAGUGGAGAUGCAGCAAAAGCUCGAGGCGACGCUCCAGGAGCUCUCCAAUCUCGAGCGCUUUGUCAAGGGUUGCUCCGCCUGCUCCUCCGUUCCCUCAAACACUCCGCCCGAACGCGAGCCGCUACUCAAGGAGGAGGCAUACCUCCAGUCCAGGCUGCGUUUCGUGCAGGAGGAGCUUACGAGUUCUGCGUCCACCGCUGUCACCCGGCCCUCAUCGGCGAGCAUCGGGCGCAAGGGCAAGGCUGCCGCUGCGUCUCCCGGCGAUGAUGCGCUACGCGCUUGAGCUGCGCGGAUCUAUAGAGCCUUAGAGCGGAUCCUGAUCUCCGCGGGGUCACAGUCGCCGCCGUACGUUGAGCAUCACUUUUUUGUACACAAUCUGCUUCUACGGAUGGACGAUGCUAAUCUCGUGCGCGUGUCGGAAUCCGUCGCAAGUACGGCCUCACGUCAGUCAUUCUUGCUGACAGCCGCGGGUCGGAUG
Emiliania huxleyi CCMP1516 is the source of this 665-nucleotide messenger RNA. RefSeq lists its product as hypothetical. NCBI's taxonomy places the organism in Eukaryota, Haptophyta, Isochrysidales, Noelaerhabdaceae. Bases 30 to 470 code for a protein of 146 amino acids. The transcript has a single exon. The record is from RefSeq and is a predicted model, not a curated record.